Messenger RNA from Spea bombifrons (plains spadefoot toad), 1323 nucleotides. RefSeq names its product D-aspartate oxidase (gene DDO). Gene Ontology annotation, molecular function: FAD binding; D-amino-acid oxidase activity. Bases 197 to 1222 code for a protein of 341 amino acids. NCBI's taxonomy places the organism in Eukaryota, Metazoa, Chordata, Amphibia, Anura, Pelobatidae. The transcript is spliced from 6 exons. The record is from RefSeq and is a predicted model, not a curated record.
CUCUGACAUUACAGGCUGCUCCUUGCUGAUUCUGGCAGUGCUCCUUCCAGCAAUUUGUAAGGUGUGCUGGUUAAUGACAUAAGGUCUCUGAGAGUACCUGGACACCAUUUGGAGACAUCUGAUUGCUAGACAUUAAGUAUUUCUGUUGUCCACAGAAUACAAGAAAUUAUUUGGUGAUUUCCUUUUCUCUACGCCAAUGAAGACAAUAAAAGUAGUAGUUAUUGGAGGAGGACUGGUUGGCUUGUCAACAGCCAUUUGCAUUUCUGAAUCGCUUCCCCAAUGUGAAGUAACUGUGGUUUCAGAAAGCUUCUCCCCCAACACCACAGGUGAUGUGGCAGCUGGAUGCCUGAUUCCUCAUACCUAUCCAGAUACUCCGUUUGAACAACAGAAAAAAUGGUUCCAAGAGACUUUUGACCAUCUGUUUAAAAUAGCUAAUUCAGCGGAGGGUGCGGAUGCUGGCAUCAGCUUGCUUACAGGGUGGCAGGUAUAUAAGAAUCCCCCUGAAGAAGCUUUUCCUUUUUGGUGGGAUGUUGUCCUAGGAUUUCGGUUGAUGACACCGACUGAAAUUGCAAAAUUUCCUUGUCAUAAAUUUGGUCAGACAUUUACAACACUCAAGUGUCAGUCUUCACUUUACCUUCCAUGGAUGGAGCAAAGGUUUAAAACUAAUGGUGGAACUGUCCAAACUGGAAAAGUUGAAAGUAUUUGGCAGCUAUAUGGAAAAUAUAAUAUUGUUGUGAACUGCUCGGGUAUCGGAUCAAGAGAAUUAAUUGGUGACUUAUCACUGUAUCCUGUGAAAGGUCAAGUACUGGAGGUCCAUGCCCCAUGGAUUAAACACUUCAUUAGAGAGGGUAAUGGGAACACGUACAUCUACCCUGGAAUAACUGGCACAACUCUUGGUGGCACAAGACAAAAAGAUGACUGGACUCUCUCGGCUGAUGCUAAAAUCAGCAAGGAGAUCUUGGAUAGGUGUUGUGAUCUUGAACCUUCUCUACGGGGUGUCAGUAUUAUACGAGAGAAGGUUGGUUUGAGACCUACAAGAUCAGCAAUAAGACUUGAAAAGGAGAUAUUUUCCAAGAAUGGUCAGCAACUUCCUGUGGUACAUAAUUAUGGACAUGGUGGAAGUGGAUUCUCUGUGCAUAUAGGUACAGCCAAGCAAGCCACCAGAAUGGUUGAGGAAUUGAUUCCAUUGGUAGGACAAUUUAAUGUCAUGUCAAAAUUGUAAAUUUUUGAUCCUUGGGUAUAAAUGCACGCAAAUUUUCAGUGAUGUAAAGACAUAAGACAGCUUAGCUGGUUUAAGGCACUAAAAGUGCUACUACACUUAAA